AUUUCCGGCCUCCCCCAUCACCUCAUCGCGGCGAGUGCCCCCGCGACCGCUUCUUGGAGGAAUACCCACCGGCAAGCGACGACCUCCUCUUCUCCCUGUCGACGAUUGGCUAUCCUCCCUGUGGGCGAUCGGCAUCCUCCCUUCCGCUCAUCCAAUAGGACCUCAAUAUGGAGAGACCCACUUCUGACAUGUCUUCAGCAAAUGCUGUGCUGCUGGGUGCAUUGGCUUCUGGUGUAAAUGAUCAAACAUGGUUUGUGCUGAAGGCUACAUUUUUGUUGCUUGGAUUAUGUCUUACUUCCAUGCUUGCUCUAGCAUUUUCAUCAAGUGAUUUCAUUAUUGUUGGCCACGUUGUUUUGCUUGUUACCAUAGGGACAGUUCUUUUUCUACUCCUAAACAGAUUUCUAGCACAGACUGGUCUGGUGUCUGUUGAACAACAAAUGAAGGAGAUGGGUAUUUCAGACAGAGAACAGAUCGAGAAAGACAAAAGCAAUUAAUGAUGUCAUAUCAGUGCUAUACAAACAUCAUUCUUCAGCAUUUGUGAUUGGACAAUUACAAUCCUGGGAAAUUUGAAGCAGAUAUUUGGAUCAUCCUUUCCUCAUAGUAUGAAGCCAAAGGAACACGCCAUCUUCAAUUACCCUUUGAUUCCUUCCCCUUGGACUUGCUCUUGUUGGACUUCAUGAAGCAGAAGCAAGAUCCGAAUGGAAUUUGAAACAAGAACAUUGUUGUAUUUCAGAUUCUCAGAUGUAGUACUCUCAGAUAUGUAUUUGGUUAAAGAAAUAACCUCUGCCUUGCAAUUCCCUGCUAUUUAAUUCAUCUGUGUCGAUCCCUUUCCUGUCACUUUUAAAAGAAGAUGUCUAUGGUCAUGCUUUAGAGGGAAUAGACCACAGUCGGAAGCCAUCUACUUUUCUUUUGUUUGUGUGGUCAUGCUGCCCAACUAGAUCUUAUGGUACUGUUUAUUCUUUUUCAAGUAGGAUUUCUGGUUGGAAAGAGACUUGGUUCACCUCAAUGAAGUUUGUUAGCCUGCUGUGAAUGCUUAUUA
Messenger RNA from Musa acuminata AAA Group (dessert banana), 1039 nucleotides. RefSeq lists its product as uncharacterized. The transcript has 4 exons. The record is from RefSeq and is a predicted model, not a curated record. Bases 168 to 494 code for a protein of 108 amino acids. NCBI's taxonomy places the organism in Eukaryota, Viridiplantae, Streptophyta, Magnoliopsida, Zingiberales, Musaceae.